CAAUUGCCUUUGCACUAUAUAUAUAUAAUGGCUCAAUGAUCACCUCACAAUGUACACAAAAAUUAAUAAGAAAAUCAACAUAUAUAUACAUAUACAUAUAUUUCCAUGGCUUCGACAUCUGUGAAAAGGUUAGAAGGAAAAGUAGCUCUAAUAACAGGUGCCGCCAGCGGCAUCGGCGAGGCGACGGCUAGGCUAUUUUCCGAACACGGAGCUAAGGUUGUAAUAGCCGACAUCCAAGACGAUCUAGGACAAAAAGUUGCGAAUGAUUUAGGCUCAUCCUCGGCGAUAUUUGUCCACUGCGACGUCACCAUAGAAUCCGACGUAAAAAACGCCGUUGACACUGCCGUCUCUAAAUUCGGCCGGCUCGACAUAAUGCACAACAACGCCGGCGUCGCGGGCGAGCCCAAACGGAGCAUUCUAGAAAGCACGCAAUCCGAUUUCGAGAAUGUCAUAAAAGUUAACCUGGUCGGUUAUUUUCUUGGUACUAAACACGCUGCCCGUGUAAUGAUUCCUAAUCGCAGUGGUUGCGUAAUAAUGACGGCUAGCGUGGCCGGCGUGGUCGCGGCCUCGGGCCCGCAUGCCUAUACGAGCUCGAAGUUUGGAAUAGUUGGACUUACUAAGAAUACUGCGGUUGAAUUGGGAAGUUAUGGAAUUCGUGUGAAUAGUAUUUCACCGUAUUUGGUGGAUACUCCUUUAGCGAGGGAUCUGGUUGGAAAUACAGAUAGUGCUUUUGAGAAUGCGUAUACUUAUCUUAAUGGGAAAAUUUUGACCAAGGAGGAUAUUGCUGAGGCCGCUCUAUAUUUGGCGAGCGACGAGGCUAUGUAUGUGAGCGGUCAUAAUCUUGUCGUCGACGGAGGAUUUAGCAUUGCGAAUCAACAAAUCAAUUAUUUUGCUCAAUCGAAUUGAAUUUGGGAGUUUGGUCGAUUUAUGAUUUGGCGUCGGGUGGCCGGGACAUGUCGAGUGACGAGUGAUUGUAGUUUGUCUUAAAUUUUUGUAUGUUAUAAUACUAUGUGUGCAUUUUGUUA
Andrographis paniculata is the source of this 1025-nucleotide messenger RNA. RefSeq names its product borneol dehydrogenase, mitochondrial-like. Lineage: Eukaryota; Viridiplantae; Streptophyta; Magnoliopsida; Lamiales; Acanthaceae. Bases 106 to 906 code for a protein of 266 amino acids. The record is from RefSeq and is a predicted model, not a curated record. The transcript is spliced from 2 exons. Gene Ontology annotation, molecular function: oxidoreductase activity, acting on the CH-OH group of donors, NAD or NADP as acceptor.